Molecule: messenger RNA, 4881 nt
Organism: Monomorium pharaonis (pharaoh ant)
Lineage: Eukaryota; Metazoa; Arthropoda; Insecta; Hymenoptera; Formicidae
Product: mucin-5AC
Exons: 11
Coding region: 855-4313 (1152 amino acids)
Source: RefSeq, a predicted model, not a curated record
UUGAUAUCGGAAAGGUUAACGCAUAUAUAGAUGGAUAUAAGAUGAUUUCGGGAUGGCCAUUUCAUCGUUGAUAUUUCAAACAUUGGUCUUUGGAAAUUCUGUCGGUGCAUCGACUCCUGCAUGUGAUAAGUGCCUUUCCAUUUUAUCGUAUCGGAGCCGUCAACUCGAGUUGACUCCGACCUCGGCACGUAGCACAGCUAAAAGUCAUGCAAAUGGAAAGGUGACCGAUACAGAACGCGCGAUUAGUCUCGCGAGGUGCUAAAGACUAACGAAGUCAGCGGCGGGUGAGCCACUGCCAUUGUCAUCGGGGCAAGUGUCGUCGAUGUCCCUCAGCCCGAGCGUCAAAACACACGCAGCGGACAAGACCCGUCGAUUUUACCAAAAGGAAAGAGAAGGAGGCAACGGAGGAGACGGAGGAAGAGGAGGGAUCUCCCAGCCGUUGGAAGGGACGCGGUGAAUCCUGGCGGCCUCGACGUGCCAGCUCCGCCUCGAGCUCGCUCGCGCGCCUCGGCCAAGUGAAAGUCCGAUUUUGCUUUCUACCCGCUCUACCCGCGCUCGCUCGCUCGCUCGCUCGCCUGGCCUGGCCUGGCCUGGCCACCAGUGACAAGCACGCCGCGCUCGCGUACGAACGCGCGCCGUUCCUCGGCGAUGGUCCUACCCGCGUGCGGCUAACGGCACUGACAGUUCUCACGUCCGCUGGGACGCGCGACACCCGCGCCGAAUGGGGACCAGCAACCGGUCGGUCGCUCUCCUCGCGCGAUGAGCCGCGAGUAACCAGCCUGGGUGACGAGCACUCAUCGAGGACGGAGUCCGAUCGCGAGUGUCGAUCAAAGAGAUUGAGGGAGAGAGACAGGAUGGCCUCGUGCGGCCAGAUCCUUCUCCUGCGUCUGCUGCUGAUCUGCGCGCUCGUCGCCGUCGGUUGCGGCCAAGAGGAAACAGUUCGAUCCUGGGAUAAGCAGUUGAUACCAACGAAUUCGGUGUAUGAGAAGCGAGACCGAAAUGCAUCGCCGUCCAGCAACGAGGCCGAUGCAUCGCUGGCGCACUCGUUGACGGAGAACAAUGUGAUGGACACAUCGAAAUCGAAGGGGGGAGACAAUCACGAGGAGAAGGUGGAGGAGGAAGAGGAGGAGAGAGAACCUAAGCUGACGUACGACGACGCCGAGGAAUACGAAGAUGAAGAUAAGCACGAAGAGGAAGAGUUCGAGGAGGUGGUGGAAGAGGAGGAGAAGAAAGAUCGCUCUGAUACCGAGAAUGGCGCAACGAAGAAGGAGAGAUCUCCGCCGGAAACCAGCAGCAUGUCGAAUAUCGAGGCGGUAGACAUCGCCAGGGACGGGGAUUACCUCGAGGAUCUCCCGACGAAUCAGGACGAAAAUACGUAUUAUUAUUACGACGAAUACGAAAACGGAAAUCGUUCGCGAUACGACGCCGGAGACGGCGAAAACGAUUACUUAGAAAUGGAAUCUGAAGAGGAUGUUACACCAGGGAAUUCGGCAGAAUUAGAGCACGGAGCCUUGGAGAAAAGAGAAGGAGACGUCUCGCACGAGUCGACUUCUAACUCGUCACGAAUCGUCGAGGAGGAAGUCGGCAAUCCGAUAUCGUCUACGGAAUUGGAGCAAGGCUCGUCCAUGGAGAGCAGCGAUAAAACGUUUACUACACUCGACACAUCGGGCGAGAAGGAGGAACCUGAGGACGUCUCCGCCGACGUCAGUUCCAUCCUGAUAGGUGGUGCCGUGGUAUCCGUGGUGACCACGAAGAGCGUGGUGAACGGUACGAUAUCGGUGCCGACGACAGUUGCGCCGGCUACCACGGAACAAGUCGUACCACCGCCUACACCGUCGUCGUCGUCGUCGUCGUCAUCGUCCUCAAUAAUCGAGACGACCGAGGAACACCCGGAAAUGACCACGGAAGACUCCGCGAGGAUCCUGGCCUCCGUGCAGACCAGUCGUAGCGUAUCGGGCGCGCGCUUCCUGCCGUUUCCGGUGAUAGAUCGCGUGGAACAGGUAGAGGCGCACGGCGGCUCUCUCGAGAGCAAAAGGUCGUCGCAGCCACCGGAGUCCACGGAGAGCAUCAUCGAUAAGCUCGACUGGGCGCAGUCCAAGCUGUCCAGCGAUCUCCUGCCGGCGGCCAUCCUUGGCACCGGUGGCUUCCGAAAUGCCGGCAACACGCUGCAAUUAGACGUGCUGGCCGAGCGAGAUCGCACCACGACAACGACGGCGACGACGGCAGCGACGGCAACGACGACGACCCGUAGGAGCUUCACCACGACGGCCAAAACGCCGGUUAUCGGCAAGUUCAUACCACGACGUUACAACGACAAAAGACUGGACCACACCAGCACUAGCACGGCGAAGCCACGAUUCGAGACUACGGUCGACUCCCUAGAAGGUUUACUACCCCGGAAUUAUGUAUCGAGAGGAACUACUCCGAGUACCGUCUCCAAGACAAAUUUCAGGUGGUCUCCUUUGAAACCAACGACGUCCGCGGAAGUAAUACAGACGACAAAGACCACAUCGACGACGCCACCAACGAAACCUAAAACCAGUGUUGUCGCGCAAGAUAUUAGCGCAUUUCUACCGCCAGGGUACAAGUUAAAGAAAGAAGAUACCGUCACGGAGAGUUCUCUUCUCAGUGAAAUUCUCGCCAAAUCCAAGGUCGAUAUUUCAUCUCUUUUACCACCUGGCUACAACAAGAAAAAUAUCGAAGAAGAAGCCAAGUCAAAGAAUGCCACUACGGCAACAACGACGACGACAGUAAAAAGUACAACAACAGUAAAAAGUAUAAACAUCCCUCCAGAAAAGAUUUCCUCAUCCAUCCAAGAUCUUUUCGCGUCCUCCAAAGUUGAUAUCUCCGCUUUGUUACCCAAGGAUUAUAAGCAAACAACGACAACGUCGACAGCGAAAAGUACAGACGUCUCUCCAGAAACGAUUUCCUCAUCUAUCCAAGAUCUUUUCGCGUCCUCCAAAGUUGAUAUCUCCGCCUUAUUACCCAAAGACUACGAGCAAAGAAAGAAGAACUUCGUCCCGAACAGCAAAGCUACGACAACCGAAGCGAACAGCGAGCAGAACGCGACGGUCACGGAACGGACCGAUUCCGAGUCGCCUACGACGAAGAAAGCCGGUGGUUUGAAGAUUGUGUUUCCCAGCCGACCAGGUGGUCGCAAGCCGAUUCAAAAAAUAACUACUCCGCAAACUCCACGUGGAGAGGGUCCAGGCACGGUGACGCCAAAAAUACAAAAGGGAUGGCCAACUCGAGCCACCACGGAAUUCACCGGAUGGCCAACUCCGUCUACUACACCGAUCUCAAUCGAGAAGCUGCUGGAAGCAGCGCGUACAGCUACGGUAUCAUCGGUGAAUAUAUCGCUUAUUCCCAGUACAAACGAGAUCUCGAGCACGUCAUCGACGUCGACGACGACGACGACACCGAGGCCGACGACUCCCGGCAUGUGCGAUGACGAGUGCGAGGUCGCCGGCACGAUACGUAUCAUUGGGAACGCGACGUGGGUGCCGGAACUAUUAGAUCGGAAUACCCGAGAGUGGCAGGAGCUUGCGAAUCACGUGGAACGAGAAAUGAACUUUAUAUUCUCGAAGUCCAGCGUUUUAAUGAAUUGGUACAAGAACAUAAGGAUCGAUUCCUUCAGUCAAGGAAGCAUCCUAGUAGACUACUUCGUCGAGUUAGCCAAUUUACAGCAGAAAGUGAAUACGCAGGAAUUAAAAGUAAUUUUCCACGACUCACUAAGAACAUACGACGCUAAUCGGUGGAAUGAGACAAGCACAAAGGGCCCAUUAAAAAUGGGAAUCUUUACUAUUGAUCCUAAGUACACUGAUUUCGUAGUCAUACCUAAAGUGAACAUGCCACAGUAUAUCGAGAAAGAUGAUAGAUUGAUACCUCAGUGGGCAAUCGCAGUGAUAGUGAUAGGUGUCGGAGGUUUGCUAUUUAUUAUUGUGUUUGGUGUGUCUGUACUCGUCAACAGACAAAACGGAUCGAAGCUAAAGCCAACCAUGUCCACCAUUUAUGAAGAAGAAGUGGCUAAGCACACGUCGAGCCACAGAUCGAGCGACUACUCAAAACCGGUACACACUAUAUGGACCGAUCCUGAUGUCUCUUGGAAUGACAAAUCUUUUGAGUCGACUUCAAACAAGAUUCUGGUCGACAAAUCUUUCCACGACAACAAAAAAUACAAUAUGUAUGACAGUUGGCGAUCCGAGUGGCACGGUUAUUAUUACAAUCCCUCACAUACGAGCAGCAAGUACGGUUACGACAGUACUACGAAUCUGUCGUCACGUCAUCAUCCCGAUUACGACACGAAUUUUUAAUCGGCAAUAUAAACUGCAAUUUUUUCUACCAAUAUUGAAACUUCAUUUAAUUUAUUCGGCGCCUUAGGUAAGCAGCUACGAAAGGAUCUAUCGAAAUAUUUUCUCAUAUUUUUCAACGAUGUGUGUUCACCUCGAUACGUCAUCAACACAUCCACAUAGAACAUUUUAAAUAUAUGGAUUUGUUAUUUUGUAUUCUUUUCUACAUCUAGUAAUCUUGUGUUCAUUAUUUCGUGACAUCGAAUUAUCCAUUUCUUUACUGUUUACCUUAAUAAGGGAUUUAUUUAUUCUAGUCAGAAUAAUAAGUAAUCGUAUUAUAAUCGGUUAUUCUCCAUCGGAGCCGAUAUAAUCAUGUUGCCGCGUGUUGGGAAUCGUAAAUGUGAAAAGUAGAAUUAAGCGAAAAGAAAAUGGCGAUUACAUCGACAGUAAGCGAAAUAUUUUCUUGUUUAUAUAUAAAAUAAGCUGAGUAUGUAGAACCCAAACCAUGAUGUAUAUUAUCACAAUUCUUUUUAAUAAUCAGUCAUAUACGUAUAAUCAUUUGGUUCCACAUAAAAAAUAAACAUAUAUAAAA